AAAGAGCCUGACAUAGAAAUCAUCUGUCACCUAGAAUGGAACAAUCAUUAUAGAGUAUUCGGCCAUUGGAAAUGCCAAUGUCCAUCACCUCAACAUUAUUGGAGAAGUGCUUAUACAUGGAUAUCACUUCGAAAAUUUAUAGAAGGUGGCCCAAUAAAAGAUCAGAAUGAUUUUUAUAUACAAAAGUGCACUAAAUGUUUGGAGGAAUGCAAUAAAUGCAAAAAACGCAAUCAGAAGUGCGAAAUAUGUAAGAAAAAUGACGUAAUAAAUGACGAAAGAUGUGAUGGUUGCAAAGAUAAACACAGAAAAUGCAUGAUAUGUAAGAAAUGCGAUUAUUAUCGUACUAUCAUUGAAUACACACUUUUAGAACAAUCAGAGAGUAACGUACCUCAUAAAAGAGAUUUAUGUUCAAAGUGUAGGUCAGGUGCUAUCUGUCGAAAUGACAACAGACACUACAUUCGGCAAAACAGAAAUAUUAAAUUAUUUUCGGAAGAAAGAGAAAUCAUAAGUGAGAAAGAAUCAAAUGAAUCGAGUGAAGAACAGAAUGAGGAGUUAGAGAUAGGCAUAUGCAAUUCAUGUGGACAAAAAUUGAAAAUAUGCCCUAAAUGUGGGCGUGUCCGAUGUUCUUAA
This is a messenger RNA of Scutellospora calospora, 630 nucleotides long. The record is from the annotation of a GenBank genome assembly. NCBI's taxonomy places the organism in Eukaryota, Fungi, Glomeromycota, Glomeromycetes, Diversisporales, Gigasporaceae.